Tremella mesenterica DSM 1558 is the source of this 966-nucleotide messenger RNA. RefSeq lists its product as uncharacterized. The transcript has 2 exons. The coding region runs from base 1 to 966 and encodes 321 amino acids. The record is from RefSeq and is a predicted model, not a curated record. Lineage: Eukaryota; Fungi; Basidiomycota; Tremellomycetes; Tremellales; Tremellaceae.
AUGCCUCCUCAAGCUCCAUCUGAUCCUAGUACACCGUACUGGCGUACUGCUCUCUCUCUCCUCAUCUACCCAUUGUAUCUUCUCAUAGCCAUCCUUGCAACACCUCUACCAUUGUUCCUCAAUAUAAUACAUCUCGUCUAUUCUCUUCUAUCCACUCUGCUGUAUCCCUUCACUAGCAUCUUACGAGUACUACUUCGGGUGUUCGUCUUGGCCCCACUUCGGUUUGCCGGUGGUGUGAUGGAAGCUGUAUAUCCUCUGUAUGUGUUUGUGGCCGGUGUAUUAGGGAUCGGGUGUGUGAUGGGGAUAGGAGCAGGGUUGGUAGGAACCAGAGGGGUUGAUUGGUUGAUGCAAUUAAAGAAUGAUCAGAAACAAACUCGACAAGAUGUUGUCAGUAAAACUUCAUCUAGAGUUAGAUCCAGUCGACCUGAAAGACCUCAAUCGGGACAUAUCUCAAUGGAAUCGAAACCAUCGGAAAGUAACACGAUCUACAAAGACGACGGUCCAACCGAUCACAGAGGUUAUGCGGUUCAGACAUCAAGCACAACACCAUGGCAACAGAUAUACCCAUAUAUUCCUCAACAGCUAGAGGUCAUAUGGACAAAACUGGGUCUUACCGAAGUUACCGUUCCUCUGUUGCGUAAAACCGGUCUGGCGGAGAGACUAGGUAUAUCGGAAGUGCAAAGUCCUUCCUUGUACAACAAGAAGAGUUAUGUGGGGAUGGGCGAAAGACAUGAUGGGGGUCGAGGGGGAUACAGAGAGUAUGCGGAACGGGAGGAAGACUACAGAGGUGGUGUCGAGAAAGAGAAUCGGGAACGCAGUAAUGGUAGAGAAAGAGGGAAUAGAAGUGGAAAAGGUAAAGGUAAAGAACCUGAGAGAAAUUCAUUCUCUUCCAAGACUUCAGCUAGGGAAGAAGCGAUAGGUGUUCGGAAACGUGGGCAAAGGACAGGAAAUGGAAUGAUGAUUUGA